Messenger RNA from Aspergillus steynii IBT 23096, 1485 nucleotides. RefSeq lists its product as uncharacterized. Lineage: Eukaryota; Fungi; Ascomycota; Eurotiomycetes; Eurotiales; Aspergillaceae. The record is from RefSeq and is a predicted model, not a curated record. Bases 1 to 1362 code for a protein of 453 amino acids. The transcript is spliced from 4 exons.
AUGUCAGGCGUCUCAGGCAUCGAUGCGCAGCCGAAUCCGCGCUAUCUCUUCCGCCAACCCGUGGCGCUGCAGUGGUUUGAGAAUGGGAAGCUUGUGAAGCGGCAGGAGGAGGAGCGUCAGGCCGGUCGCUUCGAGCUCUUCCUCGAUCUUCUGUUCGUCGCUAUACUGGCCAAUUUCGCCGAGUCGUUGGCUGAGGAUAUCACGGGUGCGCGUCUGGCCAUGUACAUUUUGAUCCUAGCUCCCUCCUGGCACGUAUGGAGCGACCUGCGCGAACUGAUGAACUCAUUCUACAACGACGACCUGCUGCAACGCGUGCUCAUCCUCUGGGUGAUGGCCGUGCUCGUCGUCUACGGCAACAACGCCACUCUCGUCGACAAGGACCUCGGCGCCAUGCGCGCCACCGUCGCCGCGUACAUGGUCGCGCGACUCUCCUGCAACGCCGCGCACCUCUUCUACUCGUUCGCCAGCUACCACCACCGCGCGCAGCAACGGCUCUGGUGUCUCCUCGCCACGCUCGCCCUCUGCAUCUACAUCCCGCUAUACGUCAAGUCCGUGUCGAUCCGCGGGAAGAUCGCCGCUGCAGCCGUCGGCAUCGUCGUCGAGCAAUGCGUCUGGAUCUUUUGCUACUCGCCUGCUGCGAAACGGGUGCUGAAGGCGCGGUACACCACCGCGGUGGACAUCGCGCAUGAAAUCGACCGCUUCGCCGCUUUCUAUAUCAUCGUGCUAGGCGAGUUCCUGUACCAGAUCGUCGUGGGGUCCCCCGCUGCCAUCGGGUUGAACCUUGGGCUGCUGCGCGCCGUCUGGACGCUCGUUAUCGCCUUCUGUCUGAACUGGUUGUAUGUGCAUAAUGACGGCGCCCUGGACGGUACCCAUCCCAUGCGACACUCGGUGUACACGGCGUUCUCGUGGAUCACAUUGCAUCUGCCCCUGAGUGGUAGUCUGCUGGCAAGUGGACAUGUGGCGGCGGCCAGCGCGGCGGAGGACCGGUUCGGCGAUGCAGAGCGGUGGCUGCUCUGCGGGAGCUUGGGAACGGGGAUGUUUUGUCUAUAUGGACUGGCGCUGCUGUUCGAGUCCAAGGAUGCGCCGGGGACGUUGAUCUUAGGAAAGCAUUUUCGAGUCAUCAUGCGCCCUAUCACCGGCUUGAUUAUUGUUCUUCUCGGCCUCGCCGACUCCCUUGAUAUUACCGCCAUGAUGUCGAUCCUCAUGGCGCUGGUUGCCUUCUGUCUGAUCUGGGAAAAUGUCACAUCGUUGCGUCGCGACGCGAAGAUCUGGGAACGGUGGGAGAAUACCGAGUAUCCGGAGGAAAGAGACGAUGUUGUCCCUAUCAUUGGAGAGGGAUCUGGAAACUCGGAAAAUGCAUAAGCUAUGGACCAGGAAGGACGGAUGGCAAACUGCGAUGACGAAUACUCAAAGCUUGCCGAUUAUAUAAUAUGUAGAACGAAUACUGGAUACUUCGCGUCUCCAAAAUAGAUAAUUGGAAAGUUG